AUGGCAACCAAAUUUUUAGUUCUCGCUGCAUUCGCUGCAGUAGCUCAUGCUGGAUCUUGGAACCCAGGUCAUGGCUACGCCGCACCAGCUCUAGUUGCCCAUGGAUCCCACGAUGCCAUCUCCACCUACUCCACUGUGCAACACCAUGCUCCAGCCGUACACUCCUAUGCUGCUCACGCUCCUCUCGUUCAUGCUCCAGUUGCCCAUUCCUACGCAGCUCCUUUGGUUCAGACUCCAGUCGCUCACGCUUACGCUACACCAGUUGCUCAUGUUCAUGCUGCUCCAGUAGUCAAAACUGUCAUUGCUGAACCCUCUGCACCUGCUCACUACGAUUUUUCAUAUGGUGUAAGUGACCCCCACACCGGAGAUGCCAAGAGCCAACACGAAUCUCGUCGCGGCGAUGUUGUUCAUGGAAGUUACUCACUUUUGGAAUCCGACGGAACCAAACGUACCGUCGAUUACACUGCUGAUUCGCAUAAUGGAUUUAACGCUGUUGUACACAAAGAACCUGCCGUACAUGCUGUUGCUCCAGUUGUUGCCAAAAUCGCAGCUCCAGUAGCUUAUGCUUCUCCAGUCGCUCAUGCCGCUUACUCUGCUCCAGCAGUUCAUACCGCUUAUGCUGCUCCAGUUGCUCAUGCCGCUUAUUCUGCUCCAGUUGUCCAUGCCGCAUAUGCUGCACCAGCUGUUCAUGGGUACUCUGGUUCAGUUGCUCAUGGUUACGCUGCUCCUUUGACCUAUGGUCAUCAUGGUUAUGCUGCUCAUGCUCCAGUUCUCUCACAUAACUCAUGGUAA
This is a messenger RNA of Diabrotica balteata, 792 nucleotides long. NCBI's taxonomy places the organism in Eukaryota, Metazoa, Arthropoda, Insecta, Coleoptera, Chrysomelidae. The record is from the annotation of a GenBank genome assembly.